Meloidogyne enterolobii is the source of this 1131-nucleotide messenger RNA. Lineage: Eukaryota; Metazoa; Nematoda; Chromadorea; Rhabditida; Meloidogynidae. The record is from the annotation of a GenBank genome assembly.
UCAGAAAAACACAAAAUACAAAACAUUAUUUUUCAGAUAACAGACUUAAAAAUCGACAACAAUCCCUUUGCCAAGGGUUUUAGAGACAGCGGAGCUGGUAAACGAGAAAAGAAGCGUUUAGCUAUACACAGAACAAACUCCUCUAGCAAUUCAGCUUUACAAAUUGCCAGGAUUUUAAGUGGAAAUAAUACAAGCAAUUUAAAUUCUGAAGACGACAGUGAUGACGAUUUUGAAGAUAAUUUAGGGCCUACAAAAGCUAAAAGAGCAAAAAGUAAUUCUUCUAUAUCUUCUAAUUGUUCUAAUAAUGAAGGGGGAGGAGGAAUUAUUGAAAAUGGAAGAAAAAGAAUAUUUAAUUUAAAUAAUAAUAGAGAGAGGAUGACAACAACAACUACAACAACUUCUAUUGGAAGAGGAGGAGGAAUAAUGCAUUCAUUGCCAGGAUUUCGACCUCAUUUACAAAUACCAACAAACAGUAACAGACCCCCGCCACAACUACCUCCUCCACCUUUACAUCAUUUUCCUCUACCUCCCCAACAACAAUUAAUUUCUCCUUCUUUAAUUCAACAUUUAUUAACCCCCUCAACAUCUUCUCUUUCUUCUUUAUUUCCAAAUCCUUAUCCACAACAUUUAACAAAUUUUCAAAAUUUUAAUAAUAACCAACAAUUGCCCCCUCCACUCAUUGUAGCUUUACAACAUAAAAUGGCAUAUGCAAAACAACAACAACAAUAUUUAAAUAAUCAACAACAACAACAAAAUUGUUUAAAAAGAAUACAACAACAACAAACAUUAAUACAAAAUGGGGAACAACAAAAACAUUUGGAAGAACAAAAACAUUUAGAAAAACAUCAACAAGAACAACAUCAAAAACAACAAAACAUUUUAGAAAAACAUCAAGAGCAACAACAAAACAUAGAACAAAACAUAGGCCAACAAAACAUUUUAAUAGAAGAAAAACAUCCAGAACAACAAUGUUUGGAACAACCAAAACAACAAAACAACAUUUUAAAAGAAAACACAACAACAAAAACAUCCUCCUCUCCUUUACAUAAACAACAACAAGAAACAUUAUCUUCCCCUUUUGUUUCUAAAAGAUUCCAAUUUGAUGUAAACUCGUUGUUAGAGAAAAGUUGA